UUCUCCGAGUUUUCUUCUCGUUCCAGCAGCUUCUAUUGAGCUCCUCUCUAGAACCCUAAACCCUAUAGUGAGAUCGGUGGAAGAUAAUUCUCUUUUACUGCACCACUUCUAAUGGCGACUUCUGUCCUUCUCAGAUCCAUCCGGCGCCGUGGCUUUUGUUCCGAGCCGAUUUCUGGUCUCCAAGCCUUGACCGGACACACAAAGCCAGCAUGGGCACUGGGUAACAGAUGGGCAGGACUUUCUAGGGCAUUCAGCAGUACAAAACCAGCUGGAAAUGAUGUUAUUGGUAUCGAUUUGGGUACGACUAACUCUUGUGUUGCUGUGAUGGAGGGAAAGAAUCCGAAAGUGAUUGAAAAUUCGGAGGGUGCAAGGACCACUCCUUCUGUUGUUGCCUUUAACCAAAAAGGAGAACUUUUGGUCGGCACUCCAGCUAAGCGACAAGCCGUCACGAACCCAACUAACACUCUCUUUGGAACCAAGCGAUUGAUUGGUAGACGGUUUGAUGAUCCCCAGACACAGAAGGAAAUGAAAAUGGUUCCAUUUAAGAUUGUAAGGGCUCCCAAUGGAGAUGCUUGGGUUGAAGCAAAUGGGCAACAGUACUCCCCGAGCCAAAUUGGAGCUUUUGUUCUGACAAAAAUGAAAGAAACUGCUGAGGCCUACCUUGGCAAGUCUGUAAGCAAUGCUGUGGUUACAGUUCCAGCUUAUUUUAAUGAUGCUCAGCGCCAAGCUACUAAGGAUGCUGGAAGAAUUGCUGGCCUUGAUGUGCAGAGAAUUAUCAAUGAACCGACUGCUGCAGCUCUUUCCUAUGGAAUGAACAACAAAGAAGGCCUUGUUGCUGUUUUUGAUCUUGGGGGUGGAACUUUUGAUAUAUCCAUACUUGAGAUAUCAAAUGGGGUCUUUGAGGUGAAAGCCACCAAUGGUGACACAUUUUUGGGAGGAGAGGACUUUGAUAAUGCUUUGUUGGAAUUUUUGGUUGAUGAAUUUAAGAGAACCGAGGGAAUUGAUCUGUCAAAGGACAGGCUUGCUUUGCAGAGGCUCCGAGAAGCUGCUGAGAAAGCAAAGAUCGAGCUUUCAUCCACAUCUCAAACUGAAAUUAACUUGCCAUUUAUUACUGCUGAUUCAUCCGGGGCAAAACAUUUGAACAUAACCCUUACUAGAUCCAAAUUUGAGGCUUUGGUGAACCAUUUAAUUGAAAGGACUCGGGCCCCUUGCAAGAGUUGUUUAAAGGAUGCUGGAAUAUCGACCAAGGAGGUUCAUGAGGUUCUCCUUGUUGGAGGGAUGACCCGUGUUCCCAAGGUUCAGGAAGUGGUUUCAGAGAUUUUUGGCAAGCCCCCUAGCAAAGGGGUGAAUCCGGAUGAGGCUGUUGCCAUGGGAGCUGCCCUUCAGGGAGGUAUUCUCCGUGGUGAUGUCAAAGAGUUGCUCCUUCUUGAUGUCACUCCUCUCUCGCUGGGUAUUGAGACAUUGGGUGGUAUCUUUACAAGAUUGAUAAAUAGAAAUACCACUAUUCCUACCAAGAAAAGCCAGGUAUUUUCGACAGCUGCAGACAACCAGACUCAAGUGGGCAUUAAAGUAUUGCAAGGAGAACGUGAAAUGGCUUCAGACAACAAGCUGCUCGGCGAGUUUGAGCUGAUGGGUAUCCCCCCAGCGCCGAGGGGCAUGCCCCAGAUAGAGGUGACAUUUGACAUAGAUGCAAAUGGCAUUGUUACAGUGUCUGCCAAGGACAAAACAACAGGUAAAGAACAGCAGAUCACGAUUCGAUCAUCCGGCGGUCUAUCUGAGAACGAGAUUGAAAAGAUGGUGAAGGAAGCUGAGAUCCAUGCCCAGAAAGACCAAGAGAGGAAAGCUCUGAUUGAUGUCAGAAACAAUGCAGACACCACCAUCUACAGCAUUGAGAAGAGCUUGAAUGAGUACAGAGACAAGAUUCCGAAAGAGGUGGCGUCAGAAAUCGAGACGGCUAUUUCAGAUUUGAGAAACGCAAUGACCACUGAGAACAUCGAUGAUAUCAAGGCCAAACUUGAUGCAGCAAAUAAAGCUGUGUCCAAGAUCGGAGAGCACAUGUCUGGUGGCGGUGGUUCUAGCGGUGACUCUCAAGGUGGUAAUCAGACGCCGGAGGCAGAUUUCGAAGAUGUAAAGAAGUAGAGAUAUAGAUAAUCAAAUCAAACAAGUGGAGAGGAAGGAGGUAUUUUGUAUCAUGUAUAUCUUCUUUCUUUCUUUCUUUCUUUCUUUCUACACUCAAAGAGUUUGGACAUCAUAUGAUAAUAGAAGAGGAACCAACCAACCAACCAACCAACAAAGCCAGUAGCAGCAUUUGAUUGAUACAUUCAUCCUAACAGCCUUGCUUAUUUAGUGGUAGUAUUCAUUGUUUGUUUGUU
Andrographis paniculata is the source of this 2372-nucleotide messenger RNA. Its product is annotated as heat shock 70 kDa protein, mitochondrial-like. The coding region runs from base 112 to 2139 and encodes 675 amino acids. Gene Ontology annotation, cellular component: cytoplasm; mitochondrion. Gene Ontology annotation, biological process: protein refolding; cellular response to unfolded protein. The record is from RefSeq and is a predicted model, not a curated record. The transcript has 6 exons. NCBI's taxonomy places the organism in Eukaryota, Viridiplantae, Streptophyta, Magnoliopsida, Lamiales, Acanthaceae. Gene Ontology annotation, molecular function: misfolded protein binding; heat shock protein binding; ATP binding.